AUGGCGCCCUUGAAAGUCCUCAUCGUUGGCGGAGGGGUCGCAGGCCCAGCUCUGGCCUUCUGGCUCUCACGCAUCGGUGCCAACAUCACCCUCAUCGAGCGCUCCCAGCAGAUGCGAGCGUCCGGCCAGCAGGUCGACAUCCGCGCCCAGGGGGUGGCCAUGAUGAAGAAAAUGGGCAUUGAGGCCGCCGUGCGAGCUGCAUGCGUCCACGAGCCCGGCGCCCAGAUCAUUGACCUGAAGGGCCGAGCCCAUGCGUUCUUCCCAGCCACCCAGACUGGCACCGGCAAGCAGAGUUUCACGUCCGAGUACGAGAUCAUGCGCGGCGAUCUGGUUCGGAUCCUGUACAAACUCACCGAGGGACGGCCAAACGUGCAACAUCUGUUCAACACCACCGUCGACAGUUUCACGCAGGAUGACGAGAGCGACCCGAACGGCAAGGUCCACGUGAGCUUCCGAGACGGCCGCAAGGAAGAUUUUGACCUCGUCGUCGGCGCGGAUGGAGCGGGCUCCAAGACACGGAGGAUAAUGCUGGGUCCAGAUGCCCCAGAGCCCCGGCACCCUCUGGGAGGUUAUAUUGGAUAUUUCAGCAUCCGCUCGACGCCGGCAGACUCAGAUAGGGCGACGUUCUGCCCCUUGCCAGGCCCUCGAGUGGCCCGCAUCAUUGGCACAAGGAAGGACUGCCCCGAGCUCACCCGCGUAUAUAUGAUUCUGCUUGGGAAAGACCCUGCCAUCGACGCGGCGUACAAAUCCGGAGAUCUGGCGGAGCUGAAGAAGGCCUGGGCUGAUAUGUAUCAAGGAGGAGGAUGGGAGUGCGACCGGUUUAUGGAUGCUCUGCGACACGCCUCCGAGGCAGACGACUUGUACUGCUCGCCGUUCGAGGAGGUUCGACUUCCCGAAGGGUCCUGGUCGAAAGGUCGAGCGGUGUUAAUCGGCGACGCGGCCCACUGCCAGACGGCUGGAGGCCUCGGAUCUACAUGGGGUCUAAUAGGAGCCUAUGUCCUGGCGGGCGAGAUCGCGACGCUGUACGAGAAAGACAAGUCUCUGCCGACGGCGGCGGUGGUGCAGGCGGCGAGGACGUACGAGGAGAAGUUCCGGCCCGCAGCCACGGCGACGCACGGCGGCAGCGAGGGAUUCAGUCACCUCUUUCCCAGGUCGAGCAUCGGGAUUUGGAUCUUACUUCUGCUCGCGAGGCUAGCCGCGUACUUUCGAAUCGAUCAGAAGUUCGGCAUGUUCGGCGAUACGUGGGAGUGGCCGCUUCCAGAGUAUCCUGCCUUGGAAAGGGCACAGACUGAGGACUGA
Cladophialophora immunda is the source of this 1299-nucleotide messenger RNA. RefSeq lists its product as uncharacterized. NCBI's taxonomy places the organism in Eukaryota, Fungi, Ascomycota, Eurotiomycetes, Chaetothyriales, Herpotrichiellaceae. The transcript has a single exon. The coding region runs from base 1 to 1299 and encodes 432 amino acids. Gene Ontology annotation, molecular function: FAD binding. The record is from RefSeq and is a predicted model, not a curated record.